AGUCUCACAUUUCUGCUUCCGCAUUCACUGCCUGCCAAUCUGGAAAGUUAACACAUAAAGAGAGUGAACCACAGUCUCACCGACACUCACCUUCACCACACGCACACCAUCUCAGCUCACUGCACCAAAGUCAUGGAGUCAUUUCAGGGACCUUUCGUCGAGGGGGGUGUGAAGAUCAGCCACGCGUUCCUGGACGGGGAGCACCGCUACACGGUGAAGGGGGUCCGCACACACAGCGGGCGGGGGCCAGCGUUCGCCAGGAAGGGAGACAUGCUGACCUGCAUCAACGGCAGCAGCCUGGCGGAUAUUCCCCCUGACGAGCUGGCACACCUGCUGACCGAGGGGAACCCCAAGUUGACGGUGCACAAGGCCACCAGGAAGAAGGAGGCUUCUGAACACUGCCCCCUGGAAAAGGAUGCCCUCCAUCCCUUCAAGAAGGAGUCCGGUGUGCUCUGCUUCUCCAUGGAGAUGAGGAGAGAGGAGGACCUGGGGAAGGGAGAAUGCGGCAUUGGGGGUGGGGGGGGGAGUGGGGAGGAGGCUGAAGAGGGAGGGCGGGGUGAGGCCGGGGAGGGCCCGGCGGAGGAGGCGAACGGGGGAGGGGAGGGAGAGGGGCGUGGGGUGCUGGUGGUGAAGCUGACCAACGCGAGCCUCUCUGUGGUGAAGGGGCGUGGCUGUGCCGCGGGUUGCCCCGUCCUCGAGUGCCAGGGAACGGGAUGCGCGUUCAACGAGGUGGUGUUGAUGGCGGACUCAUGCACGGUGACCAGCGGCAACACGGCCAUGUUCAUGCAGGACAAAGUGCAGGGAAAUAUCAAUCUUGAGAACAUCCAUUCCAGGACCUACCUCCGGGAUCUCUGCGAGGACAACAUGCCCUAUGCGUCUAAGAAUCCAACGGAAAUGACGAUAUACUCCUACAAGUCAACCGUCACGAACGAGACCUUCAGAGGCGUGCCGGUGGUGCUGAACUUCACCGAAUCCGAGAGCUUCCUCAAAUGCACCAAAAAGGACAAUGGGGCGAUCCUACGGGUGGAGGCCUGUGACAAGCAACGUCUGAGGCUGAUCUGCAAGCAGGAUGAGUCAGUCCUCGCCUUCCUCUUCUACAUGAAGGGGACGAUGACAGGAGAGCACCAGUUUGAGUCUGCGCUGUGCGAGGGCUGGUUCAUUCAAGUCCUGGACAAGGAGAAUGUGCUGGUGGCCAAUCCGCCAGUGCCCAACAAUGAACCGUCUUUCUACUUUGUCAUUGAGAAGUAGAGAAGCGAACCCAAUUGGUUGGGGAUUCAUCAGGGAUGAAUACCACUGCUGCCCGCUUGCGACAUCUCACGCUUACUUGUGGCCAUAUAGGGUUGCUCUGUGAGUAACCCUAUAUGGAUCAGUGUUCAGCUAACCCUAUGGAUCAGUGUUCAGCUUGUGUACGCCACACCACGUAUAGACACGUACCUACGCACACACACACACACACACACACACACGCGCACGCGCACACACACACACACACACACACACACACACACACACACACACACACACACACGCACACACACACACACACACACACACACACACACACACACACACACACACACACACACACACACACACACACACACGUAAACUCAUACACAGAUGUACAUAUAUACUGUUUGAUCCCUGAUGAAAUACAAUUGAUCCUCUCACUGAUAUAUAGAUCAGAAAACAAAAAACGCUUUUCAAAUGUUCUUUUCUCUUUUGAGGCCUUUUUUCAAAUCCCUCAUUUUGAAUUGUUCUUGUUAUUUUCCUUAUUUUUCCUGUUCUCAUACUAAAUUGUUAUUAGAAAACAGAAAUAGGAGCCUGUUCAAAAACUUUCAUAUUUACAUCACCCACUUUCAAACAUUGACUGUAUAAAUGACUAAAAAAAAAAAAAAAUGCAUGCAGUCAUUGUUAAUAAACAUUAAAAAGUGAAGCACAAAAUAAA
Molecule: messenger RNA, 1948 nt
Organism: Gadus macrocephalus (Pacific cod)
Lineage: Eukaryota; Metazoa; Chordata; Actinopteri; Gadiformes; Gadidae
Exons: 7
Coding region: 133-1248 (371 amino acids)
Biological process (GO): inflammatory response; immune response
Molecular function (GO): cytokine activity
Source: RefSeq, a predicted model, not a curated record